UCUUUCCGGAAGUAAAACAAAACAAAACAGCUGGGGAAGCCUCUUCCAUUCGCCGCAGAAGCUGUUUUAAUAAAGCUCGACACCCUGUGGCGUGCUUUCCCUUCCACUCGGCGGGAUGUCGUUCGCCUCCUCUUUAGCCGCGCAGAUCGCCGCCAUCGUGGAUUCCUUAUCGAAAGCCGCCGUGGCCGAGAUCUCGCAGCUGGUGGAGGAGGGCAGCCUGGUGCUGCGCCUGGAGAUGUGUCGGAAGGACGCGGAGAUCCAGGAGCUCAGGAGAAGUUUGAAGCGGAUGGAGGUCGACCUCUGCAGCGCCCAGGAGGCGGCCGCGACCCGAGCCGCGGAGGACUUGCUGCGGGGAGGAGGUGAAAGGGAAGCCCAGAAAAGCUGCGCGGUGUACCUGGAGCCCGCUCACUGCCUGUCGCUGCCCGGACCCGGUACCGAGGAGCGCCGCGACACGAGGCCGCCGGUCAAACGCGAGCCGGCGGACGACGACGACGACCCCGCCCCGCAGGAAGCCACGGACGACCCCGCGUCAACGGACAUGUGCUUCGAAGCGGGCGACCCGGACGACCCCGUCUGGCCCCCUCCGGCCUGCGGCAUGUUUGAGACGAGCGCCCCGCCCCACCGGGCCGAGGGACACGCCGCUCGAGGGGACGCCGGCGGUUCCGGCGACGCGUCGCCGACCGCCGAGCAAGUGGCAGAUGACCCCCUGAGCGUGCCGAUCAAGGUGGAGGUGGAGUUUCGACCCAUGUGCAUGGUGAGCGAGGCUCGCGGCGGAGGGACGGGGCUCGCCGCCUCUCGCCCUGCGGACCGGUACUCGCCGUUUGCUCCGCCGCGGGCCGGCCCGUCGGCCGCCGAACCUCCCGCGCCGGGGUCAAACGCAGGCGACCGCGUCGUCAACGGCAACAACAACAACAACAACCCGAGGGCCAAAAGGCCGGCCAACGUGUGGAGGUCGAAUCUGAAGGUGUUCCCGCGCGUGUCCCAGCCCGAGGAGCACAGGGCCUCCCACCAGCUCUUCAAGCCCUUCCGGUGCCUCAAAUGCGGCAAGUCGUUCACCCAGAAGACCCGGCUGAAGACGCACCAGAGCGUGCACACGGGCGAGAGGCCGUUCAGCUGCAAGAUCUGCGGCAAGAUGUUCUCCAGGCAGGACAACUGCCUGAGGCACGAGCGGUUCCACAGCGGGCUGAAGCCCCACAGCUGCGGGCGGUGCGGGAAGAGCUUCACCGUGCUGGGCAACCUCAAAAUCCACCAAGAGAUCCACCUGCAGGGCAGAUAGCGACAUCAACCGCAGACUUUGGUCCAUGUGCUUUGGCUGUUUUUUUGAUACAGCGAAUUCAAACACAGAAAGAAGAACUGAAGGGAACUGAAGAGUUGGAAAUGGAGGCUCAUCGUAUCGGCCAAUAAAAUCGCCCCAAACGUGCUGUUAUUUGUAGUUUGUUGGGUCCAUUUCGGCCUUGGAUCCCCGUUAUUUAGUGGAUUUCUUGUAGCCGUUUUUGAGGUUGGCCUCUGAUCGGUUCACGGAUGCAGAGAUGCAGCGAGCUGCUUUCUUACGGCUUCGUGAAGCGGGAAUCUGGUGACGGCCUCCUUUCUCACAUUGGUACAUUUUUGAUGUUUCUUUGUCUUCAUGAAGACGCACCUUUCCAGACAGUUAUUUUCAACCUAAAAUCACUUUAGCUUCAUUCAACUAAUCAUGUGGUCAAUUAAAUAAUUUUGGGUGCAUCAGUGAUUAUUUAUGUGCGUCAUAGUUAGGGGAGUUUAGGUAUCUGUGACUGUGCAUCACUUCUUGUUUUAAUAUUUGCACUUAAUUUAAAUCUGUGUAGAGAUUUGUUUUGCUUGGAUUUAAAGUGUGUAAACGUUCCCAAUUUUAAUUUUUCUAUUGUUCUUAAAAGUUUGGUUCUCGUGUUUCCCCUGUUGCAUUUUUGAAUAAAUAUAUAUAUAUAGAUAUAAUGAUGUAAAAUGUAGUAAAAAUUCAUCUAUAUUGUUUGUUUUGUUUAUAAUUUGUUUCCCAUGUUUUUAAAUCUGAACUUCCUAUGAGAGUGAAUGUGGUUUAAAGAAGUAGUAUUUUGUUGUGAGAAAAGGCAAU
Pungitius pungitius (ninespine stickleback) is the source of this 2083-nucleotide messenger RNA. Its product is annotated as zinc finger protein 629-like. Lineage: Eukaryota; Metazoa; Chordata; Actinopteri; Perciformes; Gasterosteidae. The transcript has 2 exons. The record is from RefSeq and is a predicted model, not a curated record. Bases 116 to 1276 code for a protein of 386 amino acids.